GCUGGGUGGAGCGUACGUGCGCUUACACAAUGUGUAUGCCGAUGCUGAUUUACUGCCGUAAGCUUGCCUCCUGUCGCUGGGUCCGCAGGAUUCGUGCCGAUGCAGGGAAAAUUAGAUCAGUCGGCGUGCAGACAGCGGGACUUGAUACACGUUCGCAGAACCGAUUCGCACUUGCCUCGAGCUGGUUCACUACCACCUCGCUGGUUCACUACCACCUCAGAAUUCAAGUGUUAAAGUUCUAGUGAAAAUCCUUUUUUCUGUGAGCGACGAUUUUUAGAAACAAGGAUGUUACUGACGAUUCUCGUGGCAGGGCUCGUCUGCGCUUCGACAAGCGCGGAGAUCCUCGAGACGGUAGCGCAAUGGCCACUUCUAGAUUUCGCACUUCCGUACGACAGGGAGUUUCUUAAUCAGUAUCGUCCAGAGAAUGUAGUACCAACGGGACUUGAAAUCGGUUGGGACAAGGUCAUCAUCACCGUACCAAGGUUGCGUGCUGGUGUCCCGUCUACUCUGAACUAUAUUCCGAGGAAUCUGCCACUGGAAAGCAGUCCUCAGCUACGCGCGUAUCCGUCUUGGGAGUGGCACUCGGCUGGCGUAGGCGAUUUCAACUGCACGAAGCUGAUCUCGGUGUACAGGUCGAGGAUGGACAGAUGCAACCGUCUCUGGACCAUCGACAGCGGUGUGGUAACGUCGAUUGACGACUUCCGGCCGGUUUGCCCGCCGAAAAUAAUGGUGUUCGAUAUGAAGACUGAUCAGCUAGUGCGACAGUACACAUUCCCACGCGAGGUUUUGAGACCAAAUACGUUGUUGACGAACGUGAUUAUUGAUGAGACUUCAGCGACAACCUGUGACGAUGUAUUCCUUUAUAUAUCUGACACUGCAGGACCCGGAAUAUUGGUGUUCGAUGGGGCCACGGAUAGAAGCUGGCGAGUGCUGCACUCAUCUAUGUAUCCAAAUCCAGAUUUUGGAACAUACAAUAUUGCUGGUGACAUGUUCGAAUUGAUGGACGGUGUGGUCGGUCUGGGUUUCUCCGGUAGACUCGGGACACUUUAUUAUCAGCCACUGGCGACGGACCGUCUGUUCAGCGUGCCAACCACGGCUCUUCAGGCUGGCCCGUUAGCAUUCGGGGAACAAUUGCCGGUGACUUUGGUGGGCAAGAAGUCCAGUCAAGGCCUUGCCCUGUCCGUUGACCCCCGCGACGACACGAUUCUCUUCGCGCCGCUCACAGAAACGGCGAUCGCCGCAUGGCAGCCGCGUACCAAUCAACAGAGGAUCUUAGCGUACAGUCCGGAGAAACUGCAGUUCGUGGCCGAUAUUCGGUGGGCCGAUCGCGACAAUGGUCAUUUCUGGUUGCUGUCUAGCAGAUUCCAAAAAUUCUACAGGCGGGAGGUGAACGCGCGCGAGGUCAACAUUCGGAUUACGAGGCUGAUGCCUUUGCAGCAUCCAUUGAAAUCUACGAUUCUUAACUCGUUCACUCAAUCCUAUUUUCCACAAAACUACUACAAUAACACGUUAAGACAGUUUGAUUCGUUCUCACAAAUAAACGUAAAAUUGCUUGCAGGAUUAAGUAUUGUAUCAGUAAUGAUUCUGUUAUUGUUCAGUUUGAGGAUGAGGCAACUCAACAUAGUAAUUCUGUUGCUGGCGGCAGUUGUCACCUCAGCUCACGAGAAGCUGAGGAAUAUUUACUCGUGGAAGGCUUUAGAAUUUGCGUUUCCGGACGAACAUGCUAGAUUGAUAGCCAUAAAAACUGGCGCUUUCAUACCUGGCGCUCCGCUACCUAUUGACGUUGAUGUAUAUAAUGGAGAACACAAGUCAACUGUGUUCGUGACCAUCCCACGAUUCCAGGACGGCGUGCCAGUGACCCUGGGUUAUGUCACCGAUCAAGUAUCUGCCGAUGGGAACCCCGUAAUCGCGCCGUAUCCCAACUGGAGAUACAAUCUUAUAGGAGACUGCGAUGGAAUCACCAGCGUUUAUAGAGUACAGAUCGAUGAAUACAAUCGAUUAUGGGUGCUCGAUACGGGAGUGCUUGGAGCGAAGAGAAUAUGCGAACCGAAGCUUCACGUGUUCGACUUACAUGAUAAUAAACGAAUCGCUUUUCACACAUUUCCCCGUGAACAAUUCAAAGAGGAUUCCCUUUACGUCACCGUGGCUGUAGACGUCCGAGACGGUUGCCAGAACACGUUCGCCUACGUAGCCGAUGUAACAGGAUUCUCAUUGCUCGUUUAUGAUAUGCAAAAUUCGAGAUCGUGGAACAUCGUCAAUAAUCUGUUCUACCCUUACCCACCGUACGGUACUUUCAAUAUCAAAGGCGAUACGUUUGAUCUGAUGGACGGAAUCCUGGGCCUUGCGUUGGGUCCGAUUGAAAAUAACGACAGGAUACUCUACUUUCAUUCGUUGGCUAGCAGAAUCGAGUCUUGGGUGCCUACUUCUGUUAUUAGGAAUCAUACGACGUUCAAAGAGAAUUCCGAGGCCGCCGCAAGAUCGUUCGUUCCCUUCGAGCAAGAGAGAUCCUCGCAGUCCGCCGCCGAGGCCAUGGACCGCGAUGGUGUUCUUUUCUUUGGAUUGAUGUCCGACCUGGCGAUUGGAUGUUGGAACAGCAAGCAUUAUCCUGAGUACGGCGGCAAGAAUAUUGAGAUAAUUGUGAAAGAUCCGGAAACUCUACAAUUUCCUUCAGGCAUGAAGGUAGUAAAAUCGAGAAAAGGUAAAGAAGAGCUGUGGGUGAUGACGGCUUCCUUCCAAAGGUACAUGAGCGGCUCGUUGCAUCCAAACGAGACUAAUUUCCGGAUUUUGGCUGGCUUCGUGGAUGAAUUGGUUCGCGGGACCAAAUGCGAUGUAGGUGCUUUGAAGGCACACUUCCCCUUUAGUCAAUGAGAGUCCUGGCACCACGAGCAUUUGUCUAAUGAUUAUUAUUAUUAUCAUUGGCCGUCCUGGCGAUGUUCGAUUUUUGAUAAAUCGUUCGUUCAGAGAAAUCACCAUUUCUAUCAUUCUCGGCCAUACCUGAGAGACCACUGGCGUUAUCUUCGAUGUCCUUUCUGGUUGAGGUCCCAGGAUUAUUUGUGGUGCAACAAUAGAAGGUUCUAAUAUUUGUCAGAUGAAAUAAUUUCAGAAUUUAUUUGUAACCAUUUUGCGAGUCUGUUCGUGGUGCUGAAGGUAUUACUGGAUCUUUUUAUGGAUUCAUGAAUUAAACUUAUGACACAAUUUCAUUUUUGUGGAAUCGAUGAUAGGAUUACUGAAAAUGUUCCUAAAUAAUUAAAUAUCGUACACGGUAGUUAUUUCAAGUACUGUAUAUACAUAUAUUAUGUUAAGUAUUAUCGUUAUAAUAAUUCUACUGAACUGUUAUGAUUGUUACAUAAACAUGUUAAGAUCGAAUUGUAAAAUACUAAUUUAUUUUUCUCUGUUACUGUGAGAUACGAAUAAAAGUAAGUGGAAAAUUUUGUUUCUAAAAAUGGCGAUCUUACUCACGUCCUUUUCACAGUACACAGUUUUUAUCUAAACUGUUUCCGUUUAUUUGUUAACGUAUACUUAAAAUUGUUUUGCAAUACUUUCUUC
Molecule: messenger RNA, 3546 nt
Organism: Ceratina calcarata
Lineage: Eukaryota; Metazoa; Arthropoda; Insecta; Hymenoptera; Apidae
Exons: 11
Coding region: 286-2868 (860 amino acids)
Cellular component (GO): extracellular region
Source: RefSeq, a predicted model, not a curated record